Oryza sativa Japonica Group (Japanese rice) is the source of this 1924-nucleotide messenger RNA. RefSeq names its product serine/threonine protein phosphatase 2A 57 kDa regulatory subunit B' kappa isoform-like. Gene Ontology annotation, biological process: signal transduction. Gene Ontology annotation, cellular component: protein phosphatase type 2A complex. The record is from RefSeq and is a predicted model, not a curated record. NCBI's taxonomy places the organism in Eukaryota, Viridiplantae, Streptophyta, Magnoliopsida, Poales, Poaceae. Gene Ontology annotation, molecular function: protein phosphatase regulator activity.
GCCGAUUUGAUGCGGUGUUGGUGCCGACGGAUCUCGCCGCCAUGUGGAAGCAAUUCAUCGGGAAGUUGUCGUGGAAGUCGGUGAAAUCGAGCUCCACCGGAGGCGGCGGGGGUGGAGGAGGAGGGUUCUCGCCGACGGCGGCGAAGCCGCCGCCGCCGCCGUCCCCGCGGGCGAAUGGGACGGCGGCGGCGGCGAAGCCGAGCGCCUCGCCGCCGCCGCCGCCGCCGCCGGCCGCCGCGGGCGCCGAGGGGAGGUCCAGGGAGGAGGCAUUCGUCCAGAACGUGAACAUCUGCUGCGCGGUGUUCGACUUCUCCGACCGCGGGAAGGACACCACCGAGAAGGAGCGGAAGCGGCAGGUGCUCAUGUCGCUCGUCGACUGCGUCGGCGCCGCCGAGGAGCCCCUCACGGAGGCGAUGAUCGCGGCGAGCGUGCGCAUGUUCGCCGCCAACCUCUUCCGGGUGUUCCCGCCCAAGGCGAGGUCGGGCGCCGCGGCGUCGGAGACGGAGGAGGACGAGCCGUUCUUCGACCCCUCGUGGUACCACCUCCAAGUCGUGUAUGAAUUGCUCCUCCGGUUCGUGACGUCGCCGAUGGUGGACGCGAAGGCGGCCCGGAAGUAUGUCGACAGCUCGUUCAUCUCGCGGCUGCUGGAUCUCUUCGAUUCCGAUGACCCCAGAGAGAGGGACAGCUUGAAGACAGUGUUGCAUAGGAUAUACGGCAAGUUCAUGGGGAAUCGGCCGUUCAUUCGUAAGGCCGUCAGCAAUAUCUUCUAUAGGUUCGUGUUCGAGACGGAUCAUCACAACGGGAUAGCGGAGCUGUUGGAGGUGUUUGGCAGUGUGAUAAGCGGGUUUGCGAAGCCAUUGAAGGAAGAGCACAAGUUGUUCCUAUGGAAAGCGUUGAUCCCGCUUCACAAGCCAAAGACGGUGGGUGUGUAUCUUCCGCAGCUGACGUACUGCAUCACACAGUUCAUCGAGAAGGAAACCAAGCUUGCAGGGACUGUAAUCAGAGGCCUGCUGAAGUACUGGCCAGUUACAAACAGUCAGAAGGAGAUGAUGUUCUUGGGGGAGUUGGAGGAGGUGCUCGAGUUGACCGACAUGGCUGAGUUUCAGAAAUGCAUGGUACCGCUGUUCCGCAGGAUUGCAAGUUGCCUGAAUAGCUCUCACUUUCAAGUUGCUGAGAGAGCCUUAUUCUUGUGGAACAACGAGCACUUGUUCGAUAUGAUCUCCCAAAAUCGUCAGGUGAUCCUACCGAUCAUAUAUCCAGCUCUGGAGAGGAACACCCGUUGGCACUGGAAUCAGUCGGUCCUCAAUGUUACCCUGAAUGUCAAGAAAAUGUUCUUGGACAUGGACGAGAGAUUGCUCCUGGCCUGCCAGAACAACUUCCAAGCGGAAGAAGAGAAGCGAGCCGCGACCGAGGAGCGGCGAAGGCUGAUGUGGGAGCAGCUGGAGCGGAAUGCCGCUGCGGCAUGCCAUCCACAUCCAGUGAUCACCACUACUGACUCAAGCUUUCCUUCACCCCCUUCAUCAACUCCUCUGGUAGCUCCCACUGUGACAUGACAUGUGGAUCAAAUAUACUCCAUUUCCACUUAUUUGUUAGCUAGCUAGAUGAUGAUGAAGUUGCUUGCUUCUCCUGGGACUAUACAGAAGGCAUUUUGUUACCUUCGUAAGGCCCCCCCAUGUCAAAGUCUGUAAUUAAUAGUUGAUGGUUUGAGGACAAAAUGACACUUGAUUUUUUCUUCUUUUUUUGUGGUGUAUUCUCGAGUAAUGGGCAUUGCUUUCUAGGCAAAAUCUUUGAUUGGUUCAUCCUGAGUGAGUGAUCUGUCAAAGUGUGGACAACAAUGAUUUUUGUGUGAGAGAAAUGACAAGUUUGCAGCCGUUCUUUGUGGCUAAGAACUUCUGUCUAUUUUUAACAGGCACAUUUUUAGCUA